ACUUUUUGUAACAUUUUUAAAGACAGGGGGCGUAUUACUAAAACAAAUCACGUGACACGGGUAAAAGGUACUUUCAAGAUGGCGACUGUGUGUUGAUAAUUUACCUGAUAACAACACACAAAAUGGGAUGAAAUGGCAUCAACGAAACAGGACUACUAUCAGAGAGAGACCAAUGGAUAUAACUCGAACACACCUCCCCGUGACGCCUUUGUACGGGGAGGACAGAGGGCAACCAUACAUGGUACGCACGCAGCUAAAUCAUGGGGUAAAAACAAAUCCAAAGGGAAGGAUAAAAAGGAUAGGAAGAAAAAACCUGUCUUAUAUAGGAGUAAUAGUAGUUUAGAAAUGGAUAGUAUUGAUUAUAUUGAUGUGGAUGAAUUUCAUACAGGAAUACGCAGGGAUUAUGGGAGUACAUCCUCUAUUGAUGUUCUUGGAAAAAGUGCAGGACAUGACAGCUUCUUUGCAUUGUUGAAAGAUUAUAGCCAUGUUAAUGCUGAUCAAAGAAGUCCUGCCCCUGCUCAGUUGCAGGAAUUGUUACGUGGUAAAAAUGAAGGAGUGCGGUUUCGUACCUCUAACGGUAGUGCUGUGAAGGACAAGUCCACGGAGGAUAUAACAGAUAGUCCGAGAACAAAAUCUAAAUUCAAGCAUAAAGACCGGAAAAGCAGGAGUAAAUCUAUUACGAACGAAACACGUCCAACAGGAAUAUUUACAAAAUUACGUGGAAAAAGUGAACCAGAAAUUAACCCUAAAACUCCUGACAAUAUCGAUGUUGAUGUUCGUGCUGAGGAAAGAUUAAGGAGUAAAGCUUUUUUACAUUAUGAUUGUCAGAGUAUUACUUUCAAUGUGGAGGAAAUUAUUCAUAGCAUUAGUAACCCUUUACAAAUUGGUAAAAAUACCACAACUGGUGCAUCUGCAGCCUCGCAGAAAGAUGGAAGGGAGUCGGAAGAUGAGGGUGAUGACAAAAGUAACAAUUUGGUGCUUAAAUGUCCAUUUUUUAGAAAUGAAAUCGGUGGUGAAGAGGAAAGAAUAGUUAGUUUAGGUCGAAGUUCAGCACGUAGAACGUUAAAUAAAUCUAAGAAUACUCAAAAUAGUGCAAUAUUGACACGGUCACCUGCGUGUUGUGGGUUAUCUAUAUUAGACUCUUCACCAACUCCGACGGGACUUAUGCUUCCUCAUGUAGUGUUACAUCGGAAUCAUGUGAUGGAGUAUGUAGAUCAUGGGGCCAGUUACUAUAGACAUUUCUUUUAUGGUUAUGAUCACCAAAAUUUUUUUGGUAUUGAUGAAAAUUUUGGCCCAGUGGCAAUCAGUAUUCGCAGAGAGAAGUUAGAAGAUAGAGAGAACAAAUUGGGGAAAGCAGAGUAUGGACAGUACCAACAUAGGAUUAUUUUUAGGACCAGCGCACUGACCACAUUACGGGGAGCCAUACUUGAAGAAGCUAUACCAAGUGGCCGAAUUAGUAGUUCUCGGACUGGUCAGGUCAAGGACAUCCUAGAAUUCCUCAUACCUCAAUUACAAAUAUCCUGCCUCAAACUUGGAACAACUACCCCAAAGACAUUGGAGCAGUUGUUAAAACUUGAUGAACAAGGGUUGUACAGUACCUAUAAAGUAGGUGUUUUAUUAUGUCGUUCUGGACAAUCAUCGGAAGAAGAUAUGUAUAAUAAUGAAAAUUCUAGUCCUGCAUUUGAAGAGUUUUUAAAAUGUAUAGGUCACAAAAUUAGAUUAAAAGGAUUUGAGAAAUAUAGAGCCCAAUUGGAUAAUAAAAGUGAUUCAACAGGAACUCAUUCCUACUACACAACAUUUAAUAAUAGUGAGAUUAUGUUUCAUGUGUCAACCUUGUUACCUUACACAGCAAAUAAUACACAACAGCUUUUACGCAAACGUCAUAUAGGAAACGAUAUAGUUACCAUAAUCUUCCAGGAACCUGGAGCUUUACCUUUCAGUGCAAAGACUGUAAGGUCUCAAUUUCAACAUGUCUUCAUCAUUGUUAGAGUCCAUAAUCCAUGUUCAGACAAAUGCCGUUAUAGUGUAUCAGUCAGUAGAUCUAAAGAUGUCCCAGCCUUUGGUCCACAUAUUCCAGAAAACAUUAAGUUUCCUAAAUCUGAAGAAUUUGCAGAAUUCCUUUUGGCUAAAGUGAUAAAUGCAGAGAAUACUGCCCAUAAAGGUGAAAAGUUCAAAGCUAUGGCAACUCGAACAAGAACAGAAUACCUCAAAGAUCUGGCAAAUAAUCAUGUGACUUCUACUACACUAGAAAGUAGUUCUAAAUUAAGUAAAUUUGGUUUGGGAAGUGUCAGGAAGAAAGAAAAGACUAAACAGAAAGUAAUUCCUGAUAUGUUUUCUCUUGGAACAACAAUAUGGACUGUCCAGGUAGAAGACUGUGGGUUGUCUACACAGGUAGAUUCAUUUCUAGGCAUAUCCUCAGAAGUUUUGGUUGUGAUUGAGGAGAGCUCUGGUGAAGUUAUAUUCACUGUCCAUUGUGGUGCUAUAAUUGGUUGGACAUCUCAAGCCAUGAGUAUAAGAAUAUACUUUAACCAAGGAGAGUCUGUAUUUGUGAAGCCAUUCAGUGGGGAGAUGGAAGAAACACAAGAAAUCUGUGAGAGAUUAACAGGAGUAACUUCUGGUUGUGAGUCACAAGAUAUGACGUUAAAGAGAAAUGGUUUGGGGCAGCUUGGAUUUCAUGUUCAGAAUGAUGGCAUUGUUACUGAUGUGGAAUCCACAGGAUUUGCUUAUGAUGCAGGACUGAGGAAAGGCAGCCGACUAGUGGAGGUCUGUAAGAUAGCCGUUGCCACCAUGACACACGAGGAGUUAGUAGAAUUACUGAGAACCUCAGUUACUGUCAAGGUCACGGUGAUACCUCCAUUUGAUGAUGGAACGCCAAGGGGUGUGGCUACACUUCACACAAAUUGUCAUUCAUCAUCAUUAAAGACAUUGAAAGCAGCAUUGCAGGCCACAGAAAACCUUCAACAAUGGCAGAGAGAUGUAAAUGGAGAUCUAUCACACUCGAGAGAAAUCUCUAGCAGUUCUAGUGAAACUUCAUAUCAUUUAAGGGAAAUAACGCUUUCUACAAUGAUCAGAGAGACUGAUGAGUCUGGAGAUAAUUUCCGUGGAUCGAUGACACUUCCUCUACAGAAGAAACCAUUAACUCCAACUAGAGUGGACAUGAAGAAUUCUCCAUUUAGUACUGUGACCCCUCAGCAUAGGAUAGGAAUGUCAAGUCUCCAGCGGAAUACCUCACUUCAACAUGCCUAUACAGAUUCAGUCCUUGACAAAAACCACUUUAGUAGUACUGAGGAUAUUAAACAUGAACGUAGUAGUUCUAGGGAUAGCUCAGACUAUGCAUAUCUUAUAAGUCCUACUCCUAUGAAUAGAACUAAAGGGAGCCAGUUUAAAUUUCAAGGACCCGGUUGGGCCAGUACUUCUGGUGACCAGUCAGAUCACACCUCCAGUAUGACAUCUAUAUAUAGUGCUACAGGUUAUCGGAAACCAAACUAUUCUACGGACAAUAUGGUUCAACAUGGAAAUAUUGCAUUAGAAUUGUUAAAACAGUCACAAAACACAAAAUUCUUAUUAAACAGGGGACCAGAACAACCAAAAUCCAAUAACUUAAGUGAUACCUCAUUUUCUAGUGGUUCUAGUGGUGGACCUAAAAACAAUACAGAUGGCAGAGAAGAUGUUUCACUGUUUCGUCAAAAGACGAACACAACUGUACAUAGAACAGAAUCACCAAUAAGCAGUGCCAACAGUAGUCCAAAAACUUCACACAGGAAUUUGUAUGGGACAUCUUCGGAAGAAUCUCUAAAUACAAGAUUACGACCUGGUGUCACAGGGUCUACGAAAGUCUCAAAGUCGGACAAUAACUUUCAAGCUGAGUUACAGCGUCUAAUUGAUCCUGAAUUGGCAGAUAAAGAUCUGAAAGGAUAUCUGGGAAAGAAAGCAGAAGGACGUUAUUCUACUAGAUUAAAGAGAACCAUGUCUGAUGAAAGCUUACAUAAUCAGAAGUUUAACUCUGGACCAAUAAAACUAGAGACACAUUUAACUGAUGUUAUAUUUACAACAGCUUCUCCUCCACAGAAUAAAGAUCUGAGUAAAAGGCAAUCACCAGCGAUGCCAACAGAAGACAAUCAAGCAUUAAGCAGUAGUGUUCCACUUCCAGAAUCCACUUCAGGAUUGGAGUGGUCAAGUCUAGUCAGUGUGGCUACCAAAGCCAUUGAAGGUAGUAAUAGUAAAUCUAAGCCAACGGAAACAAAACCAAUCAAACAUGACAAUGUUCCUAUAUGGAGAUCUGUAGUAGCCAACCCACAAAAAAGGAUCACAGAGUUAGAGGGUAAAGUCAACCAGCUGGAACUAGAUCUGGCAAAGGAGACGAGGGAAAAUGCAACCUUGGAAGAAGAGGUUCAAGAGCUAAGGGCUGAAAAUGCCAGGUUACAAGAGGAAUCUCAACAAGCUGCAGCGCAACUCAGAAAGUUUACAGAAUGGUUUUUCAAAACCAUUGAUAGAACUUGAUAAAUUUUAUUACCUCCAAUAUAGAAAAAUAUUAACUCAAAUCCAAACCAUAUGAAGACUAUCACUAGAAUGGGACAAUUUGAAUAUUCUGUUUGUGUUGGAAUGCUGCUGGACAUCAAAGAUCGUGUGAAUGAUAUGUUGUCAAUAUACAAUUGAUCAGUCAAGUUAGAUCUGCUGGUUUAUUUGAGACUUGAAUUCUUGGGAAGUUAGUUAUAAAAGACAGUUUGGAUAUUUUGUCUUAAAGAUAGAUCAUAUCAUGUUUUGAUCUGAUGAAGUUUUAGUGUUUAUUUUUGAGGAAGAAUCGCCAAUUUUUUUUUAACCAUUGUAUAUUUAAUCCAUGAAAUUUAUUUCCAAAACAAUAACAUAACUUAUAUUGAUUUAUAUUAUGUGCGAUGUUUAAAACAACAUAUUAAAGAACCCUCUUACUGAGAAUUUAAAACAAUCCAUUUAAACUGAAAUUCACAAAUAACAUUUUUUUCAGUGGUACAUUGAAUUAAAGGUUUAUAAAGAUUUAAAAAUGAUAAUUUUCAUAUAAAAUGGAGCUGUUUCAGCAAUAUGACUUUAAAUUUUUACAAAAGGGGAUAAAGUUCUAAGUAACUUUGUAGAAUAAACAUUGACAAACAAAAGUCAACUUGACAAUAUUUCAAUUUAAAAUCAAUUUGAAGGUCAAAGACUAUUUUGAAGUGCCUGUAAAACAUUAAAGUUUUGUUGAACUAUGAAAACUUGUAUGACUGUAAUUGAAUGAAUUUAUGGACCUGGAAAUAUCCAGUUGCGGAUCCAGGAUUUAAAAAAGGGAGGGGGAAGGGGGUAGAUAAAGCUGGCAAUCCAAUGCUUGGAGUGGUACUUGUUGAUAGUCUAUGCAUUUAUUAUAUAUGAAGCUCCAUAAGGGAGGGUGCAAAGGCCUCCUGUCCCCUAAAUCCAGGUCUGAUAUCUUUAUUAGUUAUACACUUAAAAUAUUUAAAAUAGAUCUUGUCUUCCAUAAUAAAUAUACACCUUAAACUAUGUAAAUUCACAACAAUGGUCAAUUUUCAGAUUUUGAAGAAUUUUUUAGUAGUGCAUGGCAUAUGAAUCUAUCUAUUCUAUCUGCAAUGAUGGACAAGGAACAUAAAUCCAAAUGAAAAUUGUAUGCAGUGAUAGUACCCUCCCCUUUUAGCUCUUUAGCUUUUCAUGCAAAAUAAGAUCUUGCUUUUUGUACCUGUGACUUCAUAAACAAUACAGACAUCAUAUAACACAUUUGAAAAUUCAAACCAAUUAGCAACUUCCAUGAUUCAAAGACCACACUUAAGAUCUGUAUAAGUGGUAUUUAAAAUCUGUGAUAUGAACCUGAAGAAUGAAGCAGAUAAAUUUAUUCACUUGCCUUUGGUGGCAAAUCAUAAGGAUUUAUCACUUUAUUUAACAAAAAAAAAAGUUUAUGAAUUUCUGUUUACCAAUAUGAACCAACUGAAUCAACUGUCAGACAGCAUGAACAAGUUACAAAUGUACUUUGGUAGGAACAAGGCAGCAACAUUCUUUGUAAAUAGUGCAGAUUGUUAUCGUUAUCAUUAAAAUACAUUUUGUAAUUUUAACCAUUGAACUCAUUAAUAUUAAACCAUAACAUUGAAUUACACUAUUUUAGACAAAUCAUUAUUUUUAUAUUUGUAGUUAAAUAAUUUAAGAUUUGUAACAUUUGUAUAUUAACAAUUUCAUGAUGUUUUGUAUAAAGCAAUUUAAACAAUGGUCUGUUUGAUUACUUAGUUUUAAACUGACUGAAAGCCAUGGGUCUGUUUGAAUACUUUAUUUUUAAACUUACUAAGCCUUUCAAUUUGACCGCCAUACUAGAUUCAAAAGGAUUUAUUUAGUGUUUAUUUAAUGAAAAUAAAAUACAAAAUGCAUGAAUGAUUUUUUUAUGGUAGAUAUACGUGCAGAACAUUUGCAAGGAUAUCUGUAGCAUAGAUAUAAGCUUACUUUGAUUUUAUUAAUGGUAGAUCUGCUUGCAGAACAUUUACAAGGGAUAUCUGUACUACAGGUAUAAGAAUCCUACAUAUCUAUUUCAGAUUGAAUUAUCAUAAAAAAAGCUUAUCUUUUUUAUUUACAUCCUAGACAAUUUUAUGGUGGGUUCUUUUAUUGUUAGAUAUUUUUAUAUUUACCACCUUUGCUUUUUCUGAUUUAGCAGGGUAUAACUAUUGUUAUUUAGAGGGUUUUGUUUUUUCUCUGUCCAUGGUUGUGAUAAGAAUACUCAAGUAACGUGAUAUAAAUCCAUGAUACACAUAUCAUACUACAAGACCUUGUGCCUUCUACAAACCAUUGCCAUAAUGUACAUAUAUUGUUAUCAUUUAUCCUUAAUCACAAUUUUUAGUAGUUGGUUCAUUGAUCAAACCAUGUAUUUUUACUGAUUUUUUAAACUAAGUAGGCAUCUUGGCUGAAUGAUAGUGUCAAAGUUCAAGUUCAACCAAUGCCCUUUUUUAGAAUUUGUGUAACAAUUCAGUAAAAGUUUUCAUGCAAACAUAUUUAGCGUUCUGGAAAGCACAUUUUAAUCACUACAAUGUAUGGAUAAAAAAUGCGUUAUAAUUUCUCUAUUCAGUUAAAAAUGAGUCUUAAAGGAUUCAGCACACCUAUAUUUUAUGACCCGUUGGAUUCUGAUAAACUGUAACAAUAAACAAUGUUAAUUGCUAGAUUACCAUUUUUUGGGAUAAGAUAGUUGAUUUUUUUAUACUUCUGUGAACAGGUAAGAUAUUUUAUAUACGAUUGUAAGUAAAUCAUCCAGUUUUGAAAGGACUUUGUGUCAUAGUUGAUAAAGGGUUUAGUCGAUAUGUUUUUACUUUUAAUUUUUGAAUAAAUUUUGUAUCCAAGUUGUAACAAAAAAUAUUAACAUGUCAGACAGAUUUAGUAUAUAAGGAAAAUAUUAUUCAUAAAACAGUAUUAAUAUUUGAUAAAAUAGCAAUCAAUAUAUGAAUAUAUAUUUCAAGCCACAUCAAAGUAAUUAGCUGUUUUAUUGACUUGCUUGCCCUUAAAUGAUGUUGAUUAAAAGAGGAGAUAAAAUCCCAGCCUCUAUAUUUCUUAUUUUUAAUCAAGUGUGGAACUUUUAGAUAUAAAGCUUCUUCCACCCGACAAAAUUGUAAAAAUUAAUGUAAAAAGUUGAAUAUAUGUUAUUUACUAAGCAUAUUUUAGGCUGCUAUUCAAUUAUUUUAAAAUAAAUAACAUAAGAAUAUGUGGAUGAUUCACAAAGCUGGCAAGACCAUAAAUUAGCAAAAAAAUCUGAACAACAAAUAAUUUGGUGUGGCUUCAUAAAAGAAAUUAUUUAUAAAGAAAAGUUUAUAUUGUUUUUUUUUGUUAACUUUAUAUAUAUGGAGCAGAGAGAUAUAUUAUUUUAUUAUUAAAAGAAAUAUAUAUAUAUGAAGGAUCAAAGAGAAAUUUAUAUGCAAAUAUUUUUUUUUAUAACAUUUAAAAGCUUCAAACACAAAUAAAUUAAAAAUAUAUUAAGAAUCACAGAAAUGCUAUUUGACAUGCUAUUUACAAAAUAAUGCAGUGAUUAGCAUAUUGUACUUGGUUUAGGCAACUAUUUACGCAUAGUAAAUGCAAUUUAAAACACAUUAUUCUACAUCAUUAUACUAACUUUCAAUGUUUAACCAAACCAGUGUAAAAUUAAUCUCAGAAUAUGUAUUAUUGGAACAAUCACAUCAAACUGAAGAAAAAUUCUAAAUAUUUUAAUGGUGUCGUACAAAAUUUUUAAUCCAAACAAAGUACAAUGUUAACUUUUUUAUUCUCUAGAUUGUACUCCAAAUAUUACUUUCUGGAGUUGCUAUUAAGAUCUAGACAAGAAUUGCACUAAGCUCUGCCUACUCAUGUGAACAUACAAAUGACUAUUAACAACAGCUGUAUAUACUAUUAAGCAAUGAAACCCUAUUUCUGAAAUAGUUUAUUGGAACUCUAAGCCAAAACAAAAAUUAAAAUUAUCAAAGGACAUGCUUACAGAGAAGGUAAUAUUAUUGAUUUUUGUUUUGUUUUUAGCCACUAAUGUUCAUUGUACAUGUACUAUGAUAUAUAAAAGAGGCUAACACGUUUUAAGCGUUGGGGUAUUUUUACCUCUAUUUUGCUCCGUGUUUCUAGUUGUCAAUCAUCAAUAAAAGUAAACUUUUUUUUCUCUCAGGUUAUACACAUGUUUCUCUGUCAAAUAUAUUCAUUUAGAUUUUUAGCUGUUUUUACAAAUUUACAAACAAGAGAAGGGGGUUCAAUCUAACUAGGAAUCAAUGGUUGAUAUUCAUAACUUAAAUAGUUGAUUUAACUCAUUUCAGUUUAUUCAUAUUUUCUUAAUCUUUAAGUAAGGAUUAUUACUUAUCCUUAUUUUCUGAUAUUAUAAUGAAUUCCUAUAAAAUUUUCUACCUGAUCUAUACUUGAAAACACUUGUUAAAUGCCAAUAAAAUGUCCCACAUAUUUAAUUGUGCACCUCUGCAAAAAGAAUGUUUUAUUUAAUGUACCAAACUUUUUCAUCAUGAUGACAUUUUUCUUGAAACCUUAAAAAUAUAUUUUAAGAUUUGCUAAUAAAACAUGACAUCUGCUACAUGACAGUUCAAGUUUAAUGGAACAAAGAGUAAAACAGUAAAAUUAUGAAAAAGAAAGUUUUUUUAAUUUAUAAGAACAUAUGUAGAAAGAUAAAUUACCAGUUACUGUAUUCCAUCAAUGAUAAGUUUUACUGUGCCAUUUGGUGCUUGGCACAUCUAUGUUAUGUUUUUGUCGUUAUCUCUGAUUGUCCUGUUGUUGUUAAUUGUCUAGUCGUUUUUAUUUAUUCAUUACAUCAGGGACUAUAACCUUUGUAAAUAUUAAAGUUUAUAAAACACUUUGAA
Molecule: messenger RNA, 9320 nt
Organism: Mytilus californianus (California mussel)
Lineage: Eukaryota; Metazoa; Mollusca; Bivalvia; Mytilida; Mytilidae
Product: signal-induced proliferation-associated 1-like protein 1
Exons: 24
Coding region: 133-4500 (1455 amino acids)
Biological process (GO): activation of GTPase activity; regulation of small GTPase mediated signal transduction
Cellular component (GO): cytoplasm
Molecular function (GO): protein binding; GTPase activator activity
Source: RefSeq, a predicted model, not a curated record